UCCCAACCGCUUUGAUAUUUAAUAUUUGUACAAUAUUCAAAUUAUAAAUAUGCCAGUUGAUAUUAAUAAUUUAACAGAAGGUUGGUUGGAAUUAGAGAGCGAUCCAGGUUUAUUUACAUUAUUAUUGGAAGACUUUGGGGUUGAAGGGGUGCAAGUUGAGGAAAUUUAUGAUUUACAAAAACCUUUAGAGGAUCCUGUGUUCGGUUUCAUAUUUCUUUUUCGUUGGAUAGAAGAACGUCGUGCAAGAAGAAAAAUCGUUGAACAAACCGAAAGUUAUGUUAAGGAUGAAGAAGCUGUUAAUAAGAUAUUUUUUGCACAACAGGUAGUUCCCAAUAGUUGUGCAACCCAUGCAUUAUUAUCUGUAUUAUUAAAUUGUCCGAACAUACAUUUGGGCGAUACAUUAAGUAGACUGAAAGUACACACAUCAGGUAUGUCUCCAGAAAAUAAGGGCUGGGCAAUCGGUAAUACACCAGAAUUGGCUUGUGCUCAUAAUUCACAUGCUAUGCCUCAAGCUAGGAGACGCUUAGAUCGGGCAUCUAGUGUCAGCUCAGGAAGAUUUACAGGAGAAGCAUUUCAUUUUGUGAGUUAUGUUCCAAUUGAUGGUCGCCUUUUUGAGUUAGAUGGACUUAAACCUUUUCCUAUUGAUCAUGGGCCUUGCAAGCCGUUAGAAAACUGGACUGAUAAAUUUAGAGUUGUAAUGGCUGAACGAUUAGGCAUGUCAACAGGAGAACAGGAUAUAAGAUUCAAUUUAAUGGCUGUUGUACCAGAUCGAAGAAUUGCAAUAACAAAUAAAUUGGUUAAAUUAAAAGAACAAUAUGAACAAGUUACAAAUACACUUUGUGUAGUAGAUGUAUCAAAAGAUUGCACAAAUUCAGAUGAUAACAAAUACGAAAGUGAUUUGGAUGAUAAAAUUGAAACAGACCCUUUAGAAAUGUCUGGAGAAUUAAAAACGGAAGAUAAUAUAUCAGAUUUAAAAGAGCCUAAUAUUGCAGAUGGAAUAAAUAAAAUAAUGUUAAGUACAUCAGCUGAAAAUGAACCAAAACUUCUUAAUGUUAAUGAUAAUGAGCAAAAGAUGCAGGAGGAAAAACAAGAGGAUAUAUCAUCUGAAUCUAACACUAAUGUGCAACAUAAUUAUACAAAUGCUCCGGCUGAUGUUUCAGCAAGCAAAGAAUCACAUUCCAAAACUGAACUUAAUGAAGACAAGCCUGAGACGUUCAUGGAAGUCAUUGAUGUGGAUGUUAUCGACAAUGAUUUUCCUGCAGAGGAUGAGAGUAGAGAUGCCGCGAAAGAACAAAACCUCAAAGAUUUGGAAAACCAAAUAGCGUCAUGCGAACAAGCUUUGAAGGAUGAGAAUGAUAAGAGAAACAUGUACAAGGUGGAUGACUGUAGACGUACUCAUAAUUAUGAUAACUUUAUUUGCACAUUUUUAUCAAUGUUAGCUCAGCAAGGAGCUUUAGCAGAUUUAGUUUCUCAGCAUCUUGUAAGUCCUAGAUGUAGUGGAAAUAAUUCUAAUGUAUCAGUUAAAAAAGGUACUAAAGGUAGUAGUAGUACUACUACAACGAAUCGUAGAUGUAGAGGGCGCACGAAAAGAAAAAAAAGAAAAUAAAAAAAUUUAAAAUAAAUUUGGUUUUUGAAU
Ctenocephalides felis (cat flea) is the source of this 1636-nucleotide messenger RNA. RefSeq names its product ubiquitin carboxyl-terminal hydrolase calypso (gene calypso). Gene Ontology annotation, biological process: ubiquitin-dependent protein catabolic process; protein deubiquitination. The record is from RefSeq and is a predicted model, not a curated record. Gene Ontology annotation, cellular component: cytoplasm. The coding region runs from base 50 to 1606 and encodes 518 amino acids. Gene Ontology annotation, molecular function: cysteine-type deubiquitinase activity. The transcript is spliced from 8 exons. NCBI's taxonomy places the organism in Eukaryota, Metazoa, Arthropoda, Insecta, Siphonaptera, Pulicidae.